GGAUAGCGAUGAGGGCCCAUGGAGCAAGGGUCGAAGUUCGAAUGGUAAAAGUGUGGGAAGACAAAGGAGUUGUCGUUCGGUAAGACGAAAGGUAAUUGGUAUCCUAAGGCGUCCGGAGGAAGUGAGACAAGGUGAGGGUGGCAGCCGGGAGCGAUGUGGGCUGCAUAGGGAGGAAAUUCAGGCGACUGUGGGUAUACAGGUGAUAAGGGAAUUCUUCGACUGUUCAGUUAGCAAAGCUCGACGAUAUGAGCGGCGAGUGAGAGUAUGUGGGAAUAAACGGGAGUCGAGGAACAGAUGGGCUCUUCGUCGGACCUGCGAUAGGAUGUGUUGGCGCGUUUGCCAUCGAUAGAGUUACUGCCUCGUCUUCAUUUUUGAUGAUGAUCUGCCCUAAACCUGUUGGAUGCCCAUGACAGUCGUCAUACACCACAGCCUGUCGUAUGUGAAGCGCAGUCUGGCGCACAAGAUCCUUGAGCUCUUGCCAGCGACAUUGGGGUGGAAUCUGCUCUCAUGCAUACACACGAAAACAACAUAUUCUUCCUCAUGGGACCGACUUCUCUGUCGCCCAUUCUUACUUUGCGGUGUUGGAGGCAUCACCACAGCUUUCACACCUGUUCGCCGAACGCUAAAACAGAUGAAUAAAGUCUGGGUCAAGGCGGAUGUUGACUUCACAAGAUCCAAGCUGAGUUCACGGACCGGGGGUUUAAAUAGAGCCUAUGUGGCUGUUGGCGGUGUUGUGAGAGAGCAGAUGCUAAUAAAGCCCUUCUCGCUGAGGGUGCUUAGAAGAACCUGAGGGAUCAACUCAAGAGUGUUCAAACCUCUCGCGAAUAUAAAUGGAGCAAAGAUCUGGCGGACUGGGGGGUUAGAUAGAUGGUUCUGGCUCGGUUCUUAUCACAAGUAAAGGUGUCUCACUAGAAGGUAAACAAGGCUAUUCUCUCUGAGGGAAUUGUUGCUCAGAAAAAGAAUAAAACAAAAGUGGUAUUAAGCCGGAGGCUCAA
Coccidioides immitis RS is the source of this 995-nucleotide messenger RNA. RefSeq lists its product as uncharacterized. The coding region runs from base 401 to 790 and encodes 129 amino acids. The transcript is spliced from 5 exons. NCBI's taxonomy places the organism in Eukaryota, Fungi, Ascomycota, Eurotiomycetes, Onygenales, Onygenaceae. The record is from RefSeq and is a predicted model, not a curated record.